Tachysurus vachellii is the source of this 639-nucleotide messenger RNA. Its product is annotated as gamma-crystallin M2-like. The record is from RefSeq and is a predicted model, not a curated record. The transcript is spliced from 3 exons. The coding region runs from base 109 to 639 and encodes 176 amino acids. Lineage: Eukaryota; Metazoa; Chordata; Actinopteri; Siluriformes; Bagridae. Gene Ontology annotation, molecular function: structural constituent of eye lens. Gene Ontology annotation, biological process: lens development in camera-type eye; visual perception.
GGAGUUUCCACAAUAGAAAUACAUACUCUUUGGUCCUGGAUAGGUAUAAAUGCAAGGGUUAACCCAGGCAGUAUGUCAGUUCAUUAGCUGGAAACAAAGCAAGUGAUCAUGGGCAAGGUUAUCUUCUAUGAGGACAGGAACUUCAUGGGGCGCUCCUGGGAGUGCACCGGUGAUUGUGCCGAUAUGCACUCUUACAUGAGUCGCUGUCACUCCUGCAGGGUGGAGAGCGGCUGCUGGAUGGUCUACGACCGCACCAACUACAUGGGAAACCAGUAUUUCAUGAGGAGGGGCGAGUACGCUGACUACAUGAGCAUGUGGGGCUGGGGCAACAACUGCAUCAGGUCUUGCCGCAUGAUCCCCAUGUACAGAGGAUCCUACAGAAUGAGGCUCUACGAGAGGGACAACUUCAUGGGUCAGAUGAUGGAGGCGACGGAUGACUGUGAUUCCUUCAUGGAUCGCUACCACUGGUCCAACGGCUGCAUGUCCUGCCACGUGAUGGACGGCCACUGGCUCAUGUAUGAGUAUCCACACUACAGAGGCAGGAUGUGGUACUUCAGGCCCGGAGAGUACAGGAACUUCAGGGACUACGGUGGCAUGAGGUUCAUGAGCAUGAGGCGCAUCAUGGAUUCCUGGUAUUAA